AUGACAAAGACAAAUGAUUUCGAUUUAUGUAAACAAUAUGUAAUGAAUUAUAUAGAAAAUAAUAAAAAACAAUUGAAUCAUUGUCAAUUUGAAUUAACAAAACAAGAACAACAAUUUCAAACAUGUCCAAUGAUAGAAUUAUCAUUUGAACAAAUUGAGCAUCGACUUAAAGAAUUAGUGAAUCGUGAACGAAAAUAUUUAUCAAAAAGAAAUAGUGAUAAAUUGAUGAAAUUUAAAGGUGAUAUUUCUGAAAAACAACUAUUGACAACGAUAUCCGCGUCUUCUAUUAUGAGCAAUCAACAAGUAAAUCCAUUUGAUUUUUAG
Messenger RNA from Rotaria socialis, 324 nucleotides. NCBI's taxonomy places the organism in Eukaryota, Metazoa, Rotifera, Eurotatoria, Philodinida, Philodinidae. The record is from the annotation of a GenBank genome assembly.